Messenger RNA from Perca flavescens (yellow perch), 2188 nucleotides. Its product is annotated as hemicentin-1. The record is from RefSeq and is a predicted model, not a curated record. The transcript is spliced from 10 exons. NCBI's taxonomy places the organism in Eukaryota, Metazoa, Chordata, Actinopteri, Perciformes, Percidae. Bases 281 to 1816 code for a protein of 511 amino acids.
GCUUGCUUGUGGGAAAUUGUUGGGUCUUUGUAAAUUUCUUUUUUUAAAUCUUGACCUGUAUUCAAUGAACUGUGAGUGUUUUUCAAACAUCUUGCUCAUUAAAUCUUUGUGGUUUGCAUUUUUUAAGCUUUAUGUGUUCCAUAAACAUGCAGCCUAAUGUUGUUAUCUACUUGCAACACAUGUGCAACACCCCUAGCUUUUACACAAACACAUAGUUCACACACACACACACACACACACACACAUUGAACCGAGUUUGAAUAAACCCUGCCAAAGAUAAAUGCGGAGCACUGUAAUGAAAAAUCUUAAUUUGCUGCCAAUUUUGGCCCUGGCGAGUUUGUUCAUCAAGAUAAGUGGAUCGAUCUCUCUUCGGCCAGUGCUGACUGGUCCUGACAUGGCCCACCUCAGCUCGAGGGUUGUUUUCCAGUGUAUUGCACCAGACUCCUCUCUGCCAGUCACCUAUGAGCUGAUGGGGGAUGGGGGUGUCCUGAUUGACACGGUUGCUGAUCUCCAAGGGGACCAACCUGCCUCAUUCAACCUUAAGGUCACUGCAUCAUCGGAGGGGUCAUACCACUGCAAGGCGACGACAGGAAGAAGCACGGGAGUCAGCGAGAGCAUCAACCUGAGUGUAGUCACUCCACCAUCAAACACCAGAGUGACUUCUGAACCCUUUCCCCCCGUCGCAUAUGAGGGGUCACGCGUCGUACUGAGCUGCAGCGUCACAAAAGGCUCCCACCUUUCCUACACCUGGUUUUUCAACAGGAAGGAAGUAACAUCUUUAACCUCUCCCCUCCUUCUCCUCACUGCGAACAAACUAGUGAUGAGCAAUGUGGCUCCAGAGCAUGCUGGGUACUAUUCUUGCAUGGCUUGGUCCAGGGCGCAGGACACCAGGUUUUCCAGCAGCUCAGAGGUCCAGGUGACGGUCAAAGUCUACGUUUCCAAACCAAGAAUCUAUUUCUACAUCUCUAAAGAGGGAGCCAGUCAUCGUGGCAACGUGACCUGCUGGUCAACAAGAGGGAGUCCUCCGGUCAACAUCUCUCUUUUACUAGAUGACAAAGAAGUGGGAUCUGUCACAGCUACUGAAUCCCUCGCCGCCUGGUUCCCUGUCGCCAUGGAACCCGGGCUGGACAUGGGCUUGGCUCGGUGUCGGCUGACUACUGAGGUUCAGGAGUUGAUGAGUGAGCCUGUGACUCUGGAAGUGGUCCCAGUCGGAGGUGAUGUGAAAGUGGAGGUUGAAUAUCUCUACAGAGCUGACUCCAAAAUGGCCGCCGCCAUGUUGAGCUGUCAAAUCAGCAGAGGAACUUUCCCUUAUGUCUCCUGGCUCUUGAACGACUCUGUCCUUCCCUCUGAGACACAUGAGGACUCCCAUAUUCAGCCUGUCCUGUCUCACUAUGCCCUAACGGACCGUAGACAAACCCUUGUUCUGGCCAAGCUCAGCCCAGAGGAGUCUGGGUAUUACCGCUGCAGGUCCAGGGACAGCUACGAUGACUCCGGGCCCUGGGUGGAGAGUGCAGCCGUGCUGGUCCGAGUCACAGACUGGAACCUUUGCUCCAUGCCUCGAGCAACGUCUACCACUGAAUCACCACCAAAGGUUUUCAUGAACACCAUAGAGGUCAUUAGCAUAGCCUUCUGCUGCCUCCUUCUUCUGAUGUUGCCAGUGGGGGUAGGCUGUGUGUACAAGAUGUUUGACAACAAGCAAGGCCAUGCCCACAUUGCUACAACAAAUCCCACCCCUGAUGCACUUCCUUUGUCUGCACUCAUGUCCCAGUCAGGAGACGAACAGGACGAUACAGACUGGGAUUCUGUGGGAUUCUAGAUGGCGCAGAAACUCUUGAAUCUUUAUAAGACAAAAUCCACUCUUUAAGAAUGGACAAAAAAAUGUUUUUGGAAUUCAACUUUAUUGACCGUCUCUGUAUGCUUGAAAUGAAAUGAAGUGAAUGUUUUUAAUUAUUAUAUGAGAAACAAUGUGGCAUAAGGACAGUUAUCUUUCUCUCUCUCUGUUAGACCGUAGAGAUCACAGUAUAAUACAGGAGGAACUUACACCUCCCAUCAAAUUGUUCACCUCUUCAUUCAAAUUGUUUAUUAUGUCAUUUAAAAUCUGCAGCUAUAUUUGCAGGUACAAUUGUGCCUUUUCCUGAGCUUCCAUGUUGCAAGUUGGUGGAACUGGUGGAACAUAAAAAAAAAUAAA